CCAUCCCUCCCCUCCCCUCCCCUCCCCUCCCCUCCCCGCCCCGGAAAGGCCUCUGCCCCGUUCUUCCGUCAUUUCCGGCAAGACUGUCAUGGCGGCGACCGCUGUUCUCCGUCAGCCGGUGGGCGGCUUCAGUUUCCAAAACUGCCGCAGGAAUGCAUUCAUUGAAGCUCACCUUAACAAGCAAGGCUUCAAAGUUCCUGAAGCAAGAAAGACUGGUACUACUAUUGCUGGGAUUAUAUUUAAGGAUGGUGUAAUUCUGGGUGCUGAUACCAGAGCAACCGAAGGAAUGAUUGUCGCAGAUAAGAACUGCUCCAAGAUUCAUUACAUCUCACCAAACAUUUAUUGCUGUGGGGCAGGGACUGCUGCAGACACAGAGAUGACCACACAGCUGAUCUCGUCCAACCUGGAGCUUCACUCACUAUCUACCGGGCGCCUGGCUCGCGUGGCCACUGCAAACCGCAUGCUGAAGCAAAUGCUCUUCAGGUAUCAAGGAUACAUUGGUGCAGCGCUAGUACUGGGUGGAAUCGAUUGUACUGGUCCCCAUCUUUAUAGCAUUUAUCCGCAUGGAUCAACUGAUACAUUGCCAUAUGUAACUAUGGGUUCUGGAUCUUUGGCGGCAAUGGCGGUGUUUGAAGAUCGAUACAAGCCAGAUAUGGAGGAAGAAGAGGCUAAACAGCUUGUCCGUGAUGCCAUCGCUGCGGGAAUUUUCAAUGACCUCGGGUCUGGCAGUAACAUUGAUCUGUGUGUGAUAACGAAGAAUAAGUUGGACUAUCUAAGACCACAUAAUAUUGCUAAUAAAAAGGGCGUGAGGCAAGGCAGCUAUAAGUACAGGAGGGGUGUGACAGGAAUCCUAACGCAGACGAUUACUCCACUGGAACUUGAAGUGGUGGAGGAAGUUGUGCAUACAAUGGACACUUCCUGAAGAACCUGAUGUCCUUAUUUUCUUCCCACUCUGUCCAGAAGAUCAAAUGGUUACAUGUACCUUGAAGUAGCAGGAGAUGUGUUCCAAUUUUUUUUUCCAAAUAAAGUUGGUCUCCUAAAAUA
This is a messenger RNA of Hypanus sabinus (Atlantic stingray), 1044 nucleotides long. RefSeq names its product proteasome 20S subunit beta 7 (gene psmb7). Gene Ontology annotation, cellular component: proteasome core complex. Bases 89 to 922 code for a protein of 277 amino acids. The record is from RefSeq and is a predicted model, not a curated record. The transcript has 8 exons. Gene Ontology annotation, molecular function: threonine-type endopeptidase activity. Lineage: Eukaryota; Metazoa; Chordata; Chondrichthyes; Myliobatiformes; Dasyatidae.